CCCGACUCCAUCAGCGGAGCCUGCAGAGGAGAAGAAAGGCUCCGGUCCUGGAGCUCCACACAGACCAGGAUCAAAGGGAAUCCCCAUCUGAUCCAAAUGUCGUUUGAAUGUUUUAUGGUAGACAAGACAUGGAGAUCUGAAAGGCAGUGAAACUCUUCCACACAGCAGACAUGGCCACUGCUUCUAGAGGAAGUCUAAUUAUUGAGGACAACUUUCUCUGCUCCAUCUGUCUGGAUGUGUUCAAAAAGCCGGUGUCGAUCCCCUGUGGGCACAACUUCUGUCUUGACUGCAUCAAAGACUACUGGGACACAAAUAAAACUAUAUUCCAGUGUCCACUGUGUAAAGAGCAAUAUCUCAGCAGGCCGAUGCUUCGGGUUAACACUGUCAUUGCUGAAAUUGCUGCAAAGUUUAAGCAAUCUGUAGAAGACGGAGCUGCAGGAAGCUCUGAGGAAGCAGGAAAUGGAAACGUGCUCUGUGAUCGGUGCACAGGGGCGAAGCUUCCAGCAGUCAAGUCCUGCUUAGUGUGCUUCAUGUCUUUCUGUGAUGCACAUCUGGAGCCUCAUCACAGAAUCCCAGCCAUGAAGAAGCACAAGCUGAUCCAUCCGGUGGAGAACCUGGAGAGCAGGAUGUGCAAGACGCACGACGAGCCUCUGGAGCUGUUCUGCAGAGUGGAGCAAAUGUUCGUGUGCCAGUCGUGUAAAGACAGCGACCAUAAAAGCCACAAGAUAGUCAGCCUGGAGGAGGAGGCGCAGGUGAGGAAAACCCAGCUGGGAAUGCAAAAGGAAAGCAUGGACCACAUGAUCCAGGUGCGUCAGCAGAAAAUCCAAGAGAUCCAAGAGUCAGCGGAGGUAAGCAGAGAAAACGCAAAGAAGGCUCUGUCACGCAACCAGCACGUGAUGACGGCGGUGGUGGACUACAUCAGGAGGAGCCAAGCAGAGCUGACGGAGGUCAUCGAGACGAAGCAGGAAAAAAUAGAAAAGGAGACAAGAGGCGUGAUUAAAGAACUGGAGGGAGAAAUUAUGCAAAUUAAAGAAAGAAGCUUGCAGCUUAAUAAAGUGUCAAUCAAAGAGGACGCGCUGAUGUGUCUGGAGAACAUCCUGUCUCUGACCAUCACGGCGCCGCAGGUGAAGGACUGGUCUGAUGUCACCAUCAACAGCGACAAGUUCACGGAGCAGGGCGCCAUCGCCAGGCUGGAGACCACAGUGAGGAGAGAGAUCAGGAUGCUGUGUGAUCCAGACUUGAAAGAGAUGCAGCGCCAUGCUGUGGACGUGAGUCUGGAUCCUGACACAGCAAACCCUCAUCUCCACAUCUCCUCAGAUGGGAAACAAGUCACACAUGCAGACAGAAAGAGGAACGUCCCCAACAAACCAGAGAGGUUCGAACACGUCCUUAAUGUCCUCGCUAAGGACGGUUUCUGCUCGGGGAAAUUCUACUACGAGGUGCAGGUUAAAGGCAAAACAAACUGGGAUUUAGGAAUCGCUAACCAGUCCAUCAACAGGAAGGGAGACAUCAGACUGAGCCCCAAGAACGGAUACUGGACCAUUUGGUUGAGAAAAGGAAACGAGCUAACGGCUAACGCCGGCCCGGCCGUUACCCUCCAGGUUAGAGAGAUGCCCCAGAAGGUCGGGGUGUUUGUGGACUACGAGCUGGGCCGAGUGUCCUUCUACGACGUGGACACCAGGGCCUGCAUGUUCUCCUUCUCCGGCUGUGACUUCACAGAGAAGAUCUAUCCCUUCUUCAGCCCCUGUGCUAAUGAUGGAGGCAAAAACAUGGCUGCCUUGAUCAUCACUUCUGUCAAGAAAAACAUCUGAGUUCCUGUUUUGUUUUCUGGGAUUUGUGAAAGAAAAAGGAACAAAAAGCCUUUCCUAACCCUUUCCAGAAUUUAAUUGAAAAUUAUGCAGUUUAAUGUCUCAGUGUACUCUGAAAUUAAUGCACAUGUGCAACAAGUAAAAUUCUUUAUUGAGCAUGAUAGUGUUUUGAAAGUAAAAAAAAGAUUCAAAAUCACAUUUUAUGUUGGACCAAAAGACUAAAAAAAGACACCAAAAGACACUAAAUGACUAAAAAAAGACACAAAAUGACUAAAAAAAGUCACAAAAUGACCAAAAAAAGACACAAAAUGACUUACAAAGACAUGAAAAGAAUUCAAAAAUGGACAAAAUAGCCCAAGACUCCAUAGAGUUAAGUUGUUAACCCAUUUCUUGUUCCCUGAAAAAGGCCUACUUGUAUAAUUCAGAAAUGUACAUUAUUUUUCACAGAGAAGAUCUUUCCCUUCUUCAGCCCCUGUGCUAAUGAUGGAGGCAAAAACAUGGCUGCCUUGAUCAUCACUUCUGUCAAGAAAAACAUCUGAGUUCCUGUUUUGUUUUCUGGGAUUUGUGAAAGAAAAAAAGGAACAAAAAGAGAGAGAGACAGGGCAGUGGGACUUGGAGAGGGAUCAUAAUAGUGCCGAAAUGUGUUUUUUUCAUCUGUGAAACUCUUGUUGUGUCAUUCUGUUUCUCCCAUCCAUCAGCGUCACUGCUGUGUGUCACUAUGUCGCCUGUCAUAGAGACAGCUGCAGCCGUAAGGACAUUCAGUCCUGACACAGUCGUACAUUUGCUUCAGCUACAAACAGAAAUCUUUAUGAGCUGCCCAUUAAUUUUUAUGCUUUUGAGCUACUCUUGGCUGCCAACAUGCCAAAGAUAGGGGACAUAACAUUUACAAAUAUUUCAUAAUGCUUGUUUGUGCUGCAUAUAUCAGGACGGUUUACUUGUGACAUGAUGGAUGGCUCUGACACCUUCAGCAGGCUGAAAUAACUAUUUCUGUGUUCACAAAACAACCUUUGACCUUUUAACAUUAACAGUGAUCUGUAACUAUGUAUGACUUUUUUGUUGUUGAUUUUUUUUUUUGCUAUGAUGCUGGUUGUCUCUUACAGUAAAUCAAGUUGUUAUAAUCUGUAAAUAAUAAUAAUAAUAUAUAGCUAAAGAGCUUCAGGUUUCAGCGGGUCAGAUUGAAUUGUAUCUCUGGAUUGUCUCUGAAUAAGAAUCAGCCGUUUCUCUAUGAUGAUGAUGCAUUUUUGGUUAAAUAACGAUGUUAAAUGAGCGUUCCAAGGUCUUAAAUAACAACAGUUACAUGUUUUUCAUAUGUGAUGUAGAAGUGAAUGGCAUGUCUGUAUUAAUACUGAAACCAUUAGUUGAUUUAUAAAUUAGAUUAAAUAAUAAACAGAAAAUGAAUCGACAAUGAUUGUGAUUUUGGACUGAUGGUUGAAAAAAAAAAAAAAACAUUUCAUUUGUCUUUAAAUGAUCAGUUGCAGCCUUUUGUGCUGUAGAUGUGUUGAUGUAUAAAGUAUCUAAUGUUGACUGAAAUGCAGAUAAUAAAUGUGUUUAAGGAA
This is a messenger RNA of Centropristis striata (black sea bass), 3364 nucleotides long. Its product is annotated as E3 ubiquitin-protein ligase TRIM21-like. The record is from RefSeq and is a predicted model, not a curated record. The coding region runs from base 171 to 1811 and encodes 546 amino acids. Gene Ontology annotation, molecular function: zinc ion binding; protein binding. The transcript has 4 exons. Lineage: Eukaryota; Metazoa; Chordata; Actinopteri; Perciformes; Serranidae.